Molecule: messenger RNA, 975 nt
Organism: Australozyma saopauloensis
Lineage: Eukaryota; Fungi; Ascomycota; Pichiomycetes; Serinales; Metschnikowiaceae
Product: mitochondrial 37S ribosomal protein uS5m
Exons: 1
Coding region: 1-975 (324 amino acids)
Biological process (GO): translation
Cellular component (GO): ribosome
Molecular function (GO): RNA binding; structural constituent of ribosome
Source: RefSeq, a predicted model, not a curated record
AUGUUCCGGCCACAAGUCCCCCGUUCUAUCCUCAGCCUUACGCCGAGGAGACUCCUUGCUCUGCAAAGCUCGGCUGCUGAAAAAUCGGCUCAAAAAACCGCCGCCCACAUCGAGUAUUUGCUGAAAUUCUACAACCCAAAGCUCUUACAAUCAAUCAAGAUCACAGAGUCGCUAGUAUCUCCAAAAGACUAUGUUGACUUGAAAAAACGCGGAGACAGCGCUAGAAGUCGUCUUGCACCCGAUGUCAACGCAGAUUUGUCGAAAACAGACCCAGAAUGGGAUGAACCCAUCAUGUACCCAAACCAGGGAAUAAACGCUACUCCAUACCCAAGAAUUCCGCAAAUGCAAGCGCUGGACAAUUUGGGAAUGCAGCUCCGGUUCAAGGAAAAGGAUGCCAUCCGUGGUCCUUCCAAGAGAUCCCGGUUCCAGUUCUUCGAAGAAUUACACAAACUCACUGGUAUGGAUGUGGACUACAUGCGCCUGUUGUACAUGCGUCCCAUUCACAUGAAGCGUGUGUCGUGUCAGACUUCCAAGGGUAAGAUCCCCAACUUCUUCUGUAUCACGGUCGUAGGAGACAGAAACGGUAUGUUGGGUUUGGGCCAGGGUAAGUCUCGAGACGGUAUGCGUACUGCUCUUGAGAAGGCCCAUUGGGACGCCAUCAAGAACUUGCAACCCAUCCCACGUUACGAAAAGAGAACCAUCGUGGGAGAAAUGAACUACAAGUACCACGCCGUGAAGCUCUUCAUGAAGCCUGCUCCACCAGGUUACGGAUUGCGUGUGAACCACAACAUUUUCGAGAUCUGUCAAGCGGCUGGAAUCAAGGAUUUGAGCGGUAAGGUCUACAAGUCGAGAAACUCCAUGAAUGUGAUCAAGGGUUUCAUCGAGGCUUUGACCAAGCAAAGAUCGUUGGAGGAUUUGGCUGCUGGCAGAGGUAAGAAGGUGGUAGACUUGAGAAAGGUCUAUUACUCUGCGUAA